AUGUUUUGCCUGCGAAGCUGGCUCCCGCUCCUCUUCAUCCCCACAAACGCCUCGCCCGUCUUCAUAUUCCUCUUCUUCAUCUGCACCUACUUCCUCAAUCGGCCCUGCGUCUACUGCUCCAUCCUGCUCCUCGUCCUCUUCCUCACGUCGUGCAACUGGUCCGACCGCUGCUUCUUCGACUUUCGCAGCAACUGGUUUGUGCCCCGGCCUGCCACCACCGCCGCCGAUGACUCGUCCGACGCCUUCAACGCCACCCUCGUCGAGAUGGCCAACUCGACGGCAAAGGCCCUCGCCGGCGCCGCCGCAGACGCAGUCGCCGCCCGCAGAGCCGAGUGGACUGGCCUCGGCAUGGAGUGGCUCAGGAGCCUCCUCGGCAGACGCGAGUGGAGGAUCGAGUGCAUGGACUUGUACAUUCGGCUGUGA
Hirsutella rhossiliensis is the source of this 423-nucleotide messenger RNA. RefSeq names its product bladder cancer-related protein BC10 domain-containing protein. Lineage: Eukaryota; Fungi; Ascomycota; Sordariomycetes; Hypocreales; Ophiocordycipitaceae. Bases 1 to 423 code for a protein of 140 amino acids. The transcript is spliced from 2 exons. The record is from RefSeq and is a predicted model, not a curated record.